ACGGCGCAUCUGGGCAGCAUAUAUGUAAGACGACAAGAAAAAGGGCUAACAAUUGGGUUAAAUCAUGAAAUGGAAUAAGAAUUAUCAUUAUGUAUUGAACCCUAAAUUAUGGAAAUAUGAAACACCAUGAUUUCCAUCCAAUUAACGAGCAUAACAUGAGUUUCAUAUUGGGAUUAAAAAAUUAUGUAAGCAAAGCAAUGAACCACCAACCAAAAGUGACCAACCUUGACAAAAGAGGAGCAGGCCAUUGCUGGCUGCAUGUGCUGCCAAAGAAGUGGGUUGGUAAUGGUAAUCGUAAGAGAAAGAGCAAAAAAGGGCAGGCGGCGGCAGCACAGUAGCCAGCCGGUCACUGAAUUCCACUUCCGUCAGUCAAAAAUGGUGUCCCGACUCCCAACUUAUUAUUAGCUAAGCGUAGUGGUGGUGUGUGAGCCCACGGCAGUCGCCGGUCGGAAUCGGACGACCCUGCACGCCAAGCCAAUGUAGAAUCGGUAGACCACACAUUUUGCUGGCUGCACGAUGUCUAUGUUCAUUCAUUUUAUUUCUAAAAAGUACUCCGCACUUUGUCACCAGGUUAACCGUUACUUCUGUUUUACCGGGAAGGGGAGCGGAUCAGGUCAGUAACUUUAUGGUCAGUAACCAUGAGUAAUAUGUCCACAUCAUCAUGACAUCAGUAUCCUCUCUCUCCUAAAAAGUCUUUUUAUUUUUUCCCUUUAAUCUUUAACGAAUGAUUUCUCUAAUAUUUUAAGUCGAAAUUCAACAUUUUUUGCACAGAUAAAUCAGAUUAAAUGUGCUCUUUAAAAUGAUAUCCACUUUGAUAUAUUUUUAGUACAAAAUAAUUGAAUAAUUUUUUACCAGUCAUUACCAUAUGGCAUGCUCCAAUUUAAUACCAUAUGGUAAGAAAUGGUACCAUGAUGGUAUGAACAUACCAAUAUGGUAAGAAAGUUGAAUAUAUGAUAGUAGGAGUAUAUUAACUGUCAUUUACGACUUUCAUCAUUGUUUACUACAAGUUACCACGCACAUACCAUAGUGGUAAAGUAUGGUAAUUUUUUAUCUAGUAUUUUUUUUACCCAGAAAUUUAUAGAUCCAAUAGAUCAUGAUGAACUCGUUCCAUCUGAACAAACGUUUUCAAAAACGACUUAAAAACGAAGAAGUUACCAUAUGGUAUGUAGUUGGUAAAAAAAGGUUUCUCGAAAUAUAUUGAAAAUUGAUAUCAUUUUGUAGAGCACAACGAACUCGUUCCAUCUGUGCAAAAUUGAAAUCCGAGUUAGAACGAAGAAGAUAAGAACCAAUUAAGAAAACUAUGAAAAAUAAAAUGUCUUUAAUUGACAAUCCUUAAAUUUGAAUUUACUGGACCCACUUAAAUCUAAAGGUUCGGAUUUAUUUAGUCAUUGGAAAAUAAUUCUCUGCAACAAAUUUUGUCGAGCAGUGAGCCAGCAAAGAUGGGUUUAAUUUGUUCUGCCUACUGCAGCUUUGUGUGGCAGACAUAACGUGCAAAAAAAAAAAAAAAAAGAAAGGAACGCAAAAACAGACUUACAAAAAACCCACCUUAGAUGAUAGAAAUCCAUUGAUUAAAUAAUACCCAAAAUUCCAAUCCAAUACAAAGUGUUAAAGACCACCAAAAGAAAGAAAAGAAAAGAAAACAAGUCAAUACUUGCCAACUGAUCAUCACAAACUUAACCCACCACCAGCCUCUCUCCACUAUAAAAAAGCCCAUCAUCCACCAAGCACACUUACAAACCCAAACCCAAACACACUCAUCACACUUCCCCUUCUUCAACUCAUCUUCUCCCUUUCAAAAUGAAGGCAAGAAGCUAUACUGCCAUCUUCUUCAUCCUCCUCAUCAUCUCCAUCUCCUCUUCUUAUGCAAAGAUGAGGAAAGAAUACAAGCCAUGCAAAGAGCUGGUCCUCUUCUUCCACGACAUCAUCUACAACGGCCACAACAAGGCCAACGCCACGUCGGCCAUCGUGGCGGCACCCGAGGGCGCCAACCGGACCAUCCUGGCCGGCGAGUUCCACUUCGGAAACGUCGCCGUUUUCGACGACCCCAUCACCCUCGACAACAACCUCCACUCGCCGCCCGUGGGCCGGGCCCAGGGGAUGUACCUGUACGACACCAAGAACACGUACACGGCCUGGCUCGGGUUCAGCUUCAGCCUCAACAGCACCGACCACCAGGGGAGCAUUAAUUUUGUCGGUGCCGACCCGCUGAUGAACAAGACGAGGGAUAUUUCGAUCGUCGGCGGGACGGGGGAUUUCUUCAUGCACAGAGGUGUCGCCACCGUGAUGACGGAUGCGUAUGAAGGGGAAGUCUACUUUAGGCUGAGAGUGGAUAUGAAGUUCUAUGAGUGCUGGUGAUGAUGAUUCUCUGUUUUUUAUUUGGGUUGGUGUGGUGGUGUGGGGUUGUUUUGUCUUGGUUUUUGGUUUUGGUUUUGGUCUUUUUUCUGAAUUGAUGUUUCUGUAGUACUGUCAUUGAGGUGGUGACACAUUUUAUGUCAUAAGAUUCCAGAAUAAAUGAAAGCAACCGAUUUUGUGUACUUUGCUUACUUAAUUAGUUGGUUCAGCUUUCUGCUACCAACCUUUCAUGCAAUCCGUUGCCACUAAACAGUAUAACAUCCCAUCCCAAAUAUUGUCGGUUUUUUAAUUAAUCUAUUUUCUCGUAGUUUUGCUUUUGAAAUGAAUCAUGAUAAAUUUUCUAGAGGUCAUUAUUUUUUAACACGUUUAAUUUCAAGUUCCCGCAAGAAAUCCUUCAUUUUACUCCAAAAUACGUGUUAUUAUCAAUUAAAAAUUGAUAUUCCUUAUAAAUUAUAUAUAUCCUACGUGAUUGAUCGAUAUGAAAUUUAUUAAACACACACAACACAUAAACAUUGACUCAAACGAAAAAACCCAAGAAGCAACAAAAAAAGGCCUAGAUUUGGAUAUGAUUGCCAUAACACGGCGCUAAGAAUUGGAACUUGUGACUCAUUUAGCUUAUAGUUAAGCAUUUUUUAAACGUUGAUAUACUUCCGUGCAGUUUUCCAUUCGUACAUAGACUUGUUGAUUAAUAUAUUCUUAUUUUUAUACAAAAAAAAAAAUUGUCCAAGAGGAGAAAGAUAACCUAAACAAUAAAACAUGGUGCUUGGUGAGCCAAGACACCACUACAACCGCAAGCAGUGGAAACGAGUAAAAAGAACAAAUAUAUUGCACAGGAGGGGAAAUGUAGAAGAAAAGGAGGGAGGGAACUGGGAAGAAGUAGUAGAACUCGUUUAAUUCAAGUUUUAGAUACAUGGUUAAUUAAUCUUUUCGUCUCAAAAAAAAAAAAAUUUUUGAGAGAUUUUCGUCUCAAAAUUGAUUGAUUGAUAACAAGAUUUUCUAUACAUACAGACAAAAGUCAACCCACCAGAAAAAAAAGUUGUUAAACUAAUUAAACAUAAUGGUGGGGAAAAGUUACCACCUAAAUCAUAUUUCCUCGGCCCUCUUUUCCACCACACCACUCCCUCCAGUUCCACAGUCUCUACCAUAUGUUUAUUCUUCUUCUUCAUCAUCUUCUUUUGUUUCUGUUUUUGUAACGGUGAGCAUUUUAUUCAAACACACAAACCAAAAAUUUCAAGAAAAGAUUCUACAUGCGAGGCCAAACCAUAAAACCCCAUACGGAUCCCUGACUUGAUACAUGAGUUGGUUAAACAGAAGAAGAAGAAAGAGAACUUGGUCACUACGGGAAAGUGCUGUGUUAGUCAUAUAAUGACAAUUUUUUUUGUUGCUUAUUAGAUAGUUUACGCAUCUGAAAUUAUUUUUAUAUGUUGCAUUUGUUUUAUAUACGCAACAGAAGUUAUUUAUAUGAUGAUCAGUAAAUUGUAUGGAUGUAGCUAAGAAGUCAUUUGUCAUCAUAUCUAUUCAAUAUUCACAGAGCCCCUAUUGUCACCAUAGCAAAAUUGCCUAGUUAGACAAAGAGAAGCUUAGGUAUCUGACAAAUUAGUGGGAUGCUUUCAAUUAUCUCAACUAUUGAGUUCAUCUAGUGAACGAAAGUUUCACGUCAUAAAGUGUUAAUCGAUGUCAUCCGAUAAAAUAAAUGAAAAUCA
This is a messenger RNA of Linum trigynum, 4055 nucleotides long. Lineage: Eukaryota; Viridiplantae; Streptophyta; Magnoliopsida; Malpighiales; Linaceae. The record is from the annotation of a GenBank genome assembly.